This is a messenger RNA of Anastrepha ludens (Mexican fruit fly), 1464 nucleotides long. Its product is annotated as ATP-dependent DNA helicase pif1-like. Gene Ontology annotation, biological process: telomere maintenance; DNA repair. The coding region runs from base 1 to 1464 and encodes 487 amino acids. The transcript has a single exon. Gene Ontology annotation, molecular function: DNA helicase activity. The record is from RefSeq and is a predicted model, not a curated record. NCBI's taxonomy places the organism in Eukaryota, Metazoa, Arthropoda, Insecta, Diptera, Tephritidae.
AUGGCUGAAGACAUUUUGAUUCGACUUCAACAUCGUUCCAAUAAUCCUGCAUUGCUGCUGACAUUGGAAAUGUAUAAUGAAGCCUUGAUAAUGAUCGAAGAUUUGUACCUUACUAUUGCAAAUAAAGGAUUGACUCAACCAAAUCGUCCAAUGCAUGAUUUAUUUGAACGAGAAUUGCAACGCGAACAGCAAUUCGAUCGUGAUGAAUUGCGUGCGUUCGUGCAAACGUAUACUCCACAGUUAAAUGAUCAACAAAAAGAUGCAUAUGACAAAGUGAUGCAAGCUGUCAAUAACAACACUGGUGGAUUGUAUUUUUUGGAUGCACCUGGCGGCACUGGAAAAACAUUUUUGAUUUCAUUGAUAUUGGCAACGAUUCGGUCGGAACGAAAAAUCGCAUUGGCACUUGCUUCUUCCGGUAUUGCAGCUACAUUACUUGAUGGCGGCCACACAGCACAUUCCGCCUUGAAAUUACCAUUGAAUAUGCAAGCAAUUGAAACACCAACAUGCAAUAUGUCAAGGAGUUCUGGAAUGGCUAAAGUCUUGCAACAAACAUCGAUUAUUUUAUGGGACGAAUGUCCAAUGGCCCAUACAAAAUUUUUGGAAGCCUUAAGUCGAACAUUGCAAGAUUUGAGACAGAGUCAACAGCUGUUUGGCGGUGCAUUAAUAUUGUUAUCUGGUGAUUUUCGUCAAACGUUGUCUGUUAUUCUGAGAUCAACACCAGCUGAUGAAAUUAAAGCAUGUUUGAAAAGUUCAUUUUUGUGGGCACACGUACAAAGGCUUUCGUUGACGACCAAUAUGCGUGUGCGUCUUCAAAAUGAUUCAUCAGCACGUGAGUUUUCAAAGCAAUUGCUGAAGAUUGGCGAUGGAAAAAUUGCAAGUGAUCAAAAUGGGUUUAUCAUGUUACCGAAUAAUUUUUGCAUAAUUGUAUCAUCAAACCAAGAACUCAUUGAUCGCGUUUUCCCAAAUAUUGUUAAAAAUCACAAUAACCAUGAUUGGUUACGAAAACGUGCAGUUUUAGCACCAAAAAAUAUCAAUGUCAAUAAAAUCAAUUUCCACAUCCAGGAAAAAUUGCCAGUUGAUUCGGUAACGUAUAAAUCCAUUGAUACUGCUAUGAAUAAUGAAGUCGCAGUCAAUUAUCCGGUCGAAUUUUUAAAUUCUUUGGAACCACCAGGCAUGCCACCGGAUAAUUUGAAUUCGAAAGUUGGUUCAUCGAUUAUACUUCUCCGAAAUCUUAAUGCACCGAAACUUUGUAAUGGAACGAGACUUUCAGUGAAAAAAUUGAUGCCAAACUUAAUUCAAGCAACAAUUCUCACUGGCAGAGCAAAAGGUGAAAUUGUACCAAUACCGCGCAUUCCAUUAAUACCAACGGACAUGCCAUUCGAAUUUAAACGUCUUCAAUUUCCUGUUCGGCUACCGUACACAAAGCCCAAGGGCAAACGCUCCAGGUGUGUGGAGUUAAUUUAG